UUCUCAGUAUGGUUUAGGCGGUUGUCAUACUUGGGGAUUUUGCGUUGGGCUUUUGGCAGGAGGCUGGAAAACGUUAUUUUGAAUGUAUGAAAGCCGAACAUGGCCGGGAUACGGAGAAAAAACGGAAAAUAUCAAUGCAUGAGCUCUGCCGUCGGGUGCUCCCGCUUGCGGCAGGUGCAGUCUCUGCUCAGCGACGGCGGGAAAGGAACCCCAGACGCCAUUCUGUGCACCCUAGGCAUUGACAGCAGGUACAAUGAGGGCUGCAGUGAGCUGGCCAACUUCCUGUUCUUCGGGCUGUACAGCCAGAGCCAGCUGCAGCUGGACCGCUUCUGUGAGGAGUUCCCUGAGGAGGUGCUGGACGACGUGAUCCUGCUCAUCACAGCGGAGAGCGUGCACCUGUACUGCAACCCGGUCAACUACGGCUCCCUCCUGCCCUACGUGUCCCACUGGAGGAACCUGCGCCUGCACUGCAUGACCGAGACCGAGUAUGAAGAUGAAGAGGCAGCUGAGGAAUUCAAGAUCUCCAGCUUCGUCAACAUGGUGCAGGACUGCAGCCGCAUUGGAGUGCCGUACAGCUCCCAGGGGCACGUGCAGAAGUUUGACAUGUUCAUGGUGGAGAAGUGGCCCAUCAUCCAGGCCUUCGCCCUGGAGGGGAUCGGAGGUGGGGGGUUCUUCACGAUGAAGCACAAGCUGAUUGACAUGAGCGAGAAGCUGUGGAAGAUCUACAGCAGAAUGGAUCCCGUCUCCCUGGAGAUACUGCUGACUGAGGACCUGCAGGCAUUUGAGAAGCAGUGGGCCAGCUUCUUCUCCAGCAUGGACAUGGAGAGCCACUCGUCCGUCCUGGAGCUGUCCGAGGCACAGGCCGGGGAGCCAUUCCGAAGCUAUUUCUCCCACGGCCUCAUCUCCAGCCACAUCACUGACAAAAGUAAGAGCCGGCAGCCGUUCCUGCUUUUCGGGAGCCACUCCUCCAGAGAGGACAUGCAGAGCUACUGCUUCACCUUCCCCUCCGAGGGGCACCAGAUCCGAAACACGGGGGCGCAGGGGACCCCCGCCAAGCACAUGCUCAUCCAGUGCGUGGGACCCAAGGGCCCGCUGGCUUGCUCUCGGACCUAUUUCUUCGGAACCACCCACAUCCCCUACCUGGGGAAAGACAAUGAGCAACACAAGAAGACGGAACUGAUGCUGCUGUCUCAGCUGUAUGAAGCCGCGGUCGAGGCGGUUUUGGCGGGCAUGAAGUGCUACUCCUGCACCAGCAGCGCUGCCAAGGCUAAAGACGUAGCUGAGCGGACCUUCCAGAUGUCUUUGGACAUUUUCAACCUGCCCGAGUACAAGAAUGUUCUCAGAUCCAAAGCCGUGUUUGACAUCCAGGCUGUGAAUAAUGAAGGAAGAAUCGUCCCCCUGGACAACGAGGAGAGCAGAUUCCUGGUGAAAACAGCCUCCAUGACGGUUCACGACAUUCCAGACCUGCAGUUCGGCCGAGGGGACCUGGGAUCUGUAGUCUUCUCCGAGUCCUUCCUGGAGUCGACCGUCUACAUUCAGGAACCAGACGGCGGCGUUUCCUCGGACAGCUGCUUCACCGUCCUGACGGCCGGCGUCCCGCGCUACGUCUCCUGGCUGGUUGAGGAGUCGGAUGUGAGACUCUCAAAGCAAGCUCAACGCCUGCUGAAGGAGGAAGAGGGCUCUUGUUUGGGGACUCCUCUCUCUGUGGGAGAGACCGCUGUGGUCUUCUCCAGCAGCCUGCUCUGUGCCCCCGAGGAAGGUAAAAUCAGUUUCUUUUCGGAGGGGAUCCUGUUUGUGCACCCCCGCUACGGGAGCGUCACCCUGUCCAAGAACCUCAUCAGCGCUCUCAAGUUCUACGACGGGGACUCCUCCAGCUCUGCUACAUCUCUGUUUGUGGAGUACAAGGGCACCCUGCUCCCCCACCUGCCCUUCCAGCUCCACAGCGCCUCCCACUGUUUGGCCUUUGCCCUGCAACCCAAGUCCAAGAGCUACAGGGCCUUUUACUCACAGGUGCUGGCAGUGUGGCAGCAGAACUCUGAUGCAGGACUGCUUCUGCAGCUGGUGGGCAGUGAACAGCUCUCACUGGAGCAGAGAAGCAUGCUCUCCCGAUUGGACAGGCUGUACGAGAGCCACGCCCUCCCAGCGUCUGAGCGCAGGGGCAACCUGAAGGCUGUGUGUGCUGAACUGCCCGAGCUCGACAUCUUCCUGCAGCACCUGGCCCUGAGCACUGUGGGCCAGGAGAGCCUGCAGAGCGUGCACCUGGAGGACCUGUUCCCCAAACGAGAGCCCACAGCACCGCCGCGCGCCCCAGCCGACAAGAUUGUAAUCAACAUCAUCACUGGCCUGCCUGGGAGCCACAAGGACAGCCUGUGCAACUACCUGGUCAGCCUCAACAAGGAGUACGGCAGGUGGGCAGUGUACCGCCCCGCCCUGGACAGCUGCGACUCCUUCAGCAGGGCUCACCUGCAGCGGUACCUGAGCUCCCUGCUGGAGAGCCAGAGGAGCCGCGGAACCCGCCACUGCGCCCUCACCCGCCGCGGGCUCCGGCUGCUGCUGCUCACCCCGGGGUACACAGACGUGCUGGACGUGGUGCAGGCAGUGCUCACCCACCCAGACCCCAGGGCCCAGACCGCCUUCAGCCUGGGGGCCGUUACUGCCUGUGUGGACCCCCUCAGCUCCUACAUGGAGCACAGGUUCCUUUUUCCGAAGCUCCUGGAACAGUGCAGCCAGGGCAUGGUGAGCUGCGUGGCGUUCACCGGUCUGUCCGGCGACCAGCGGCACCCCCUCCUGCACCAGCUCCAGCAGCUGAUCCGAGCAGCCAAUCCCAGCGCGGCGUUCAUCCUCGCAGAGAAAGGCGCGGUGACCAGGAAUGAGGAUGUGGAGCUGAUCUUAUCUGAGAGGAGCUUCUCAGAGUCGCAGAUGCUGAGAGCUCGUUACCUGCUGUACCCAGGCUGGUUCGAGGGGAAGUUCCGCACCAGCGCCUCGUCUCCGCCCAUCUCCCAGGAGCGCGUGCAGUUCGGCCGGCCGCUGGAGAAGCCGCUGUUCCUGGCGCGAUGCAAAGCGUUAAAAUCCUCGCUGAGACCGAACCCGUUCACCGGGAACGUCUACAACGUCUGGGGCCGAGUCCUUUUCUCUGACUCGGAGCAGUUGAUGGAGGUGAGCUACAACGUGGUCAGCGGGACUCUGGGCGUGGUCCCUGUGCAGGACGGCCCGAGCCCCCCUCCCCAGGGCGUGGAGCCCCGCCCCCGCGCCCCCGAAUGCUUCCUGCUGUUCGACGGAGUGGGCCUCACCCAGGACAGCCUGAAGAACUGGCUGCGGCAGUGCGCAAAGCAGAAAACCGCGAAGAGACCAAGGAAAACACAUGAGGUGCUGACCCUGCAGGAGAUCAAGAACAUUCAUGUGAAGCGACACUUGGACCCCCUUCCGGCGGGUUACUUCUACAACGGGCACCAGUUCGUCAACUUCUUUGGAGAGAAAAUGAACUUCCAUCCAUUGAUGGAGCAGUUCAUAGACGAGUACGUGGAAGAAGCCAACAAGGAGGUUGAGCGCUUCAACCGCGAGCUGGAGCUACAGGGACAGCCCGACCUGUUUGACCCCUAGAGGCUCCGCCCACUCCGCAGGUCAUCCCAUCGUUUGUCUGUGAGGGAUUCCAGGGAGGGGGGUGGGGGAGGGUGGGGACAAGGGUGGGGGCGGGUUGUGAGGGUCCAUACCACAACGUCAUGCCAUCCACAGAAACUGGGGUCUCCCAUUUUCCGGCGAGGGGGAGCGCUACAAGGCCACGCAGUCACGCAAGAGUCCCUGACCUAGACCUGAAUCUGAACCUGAACCCGUCCGCCACCGCAGAGAGCCAGGGCCACAGGCCUGAGCCGGGUCCUGACAAGCCUUUUUUAUGUGAAUAGUGUAAAUGAAGUUCCUCUCCA
This is a messenger RNA of Anguilla anguilla (European eel), 3920 nucleotides long. RefSeq names its product chromosome 5 C20orf194 homolog (gene dnaaf9). The transcript is spliced from 37 exons. Lineage: Eukaryota; Metazoa; Chordata; Actinopteri; Anguilliformes; Anguillidae. The coding region runs from base 100 to 3600 and encodes 1166 amino acids. The record is from RefSeq and is a predicted model, not a curated record.